This is a messenger RNA of Aureococcus anophagefferens, 8205 nucleotides long. RefSeq lists its product as hypothetical. NCBI's taxonomy places the organism in Eukaryota, Pelagophyceae, Pelagomonadales, Pelagomonadaceae. The transcript is spliced from 4 exons. Gene Ontology annotation, cellular component: membrane. The record is from RefSeq and is a predicted model, not a curated record. Bases 1 to 8205 code for a protein of 2734 amino acids. Gene Ontology annotation, molecular function: ATP hydrolysis activity; ATP binding; ABC-type transporter activity.
AUGGCUGCCAUCCUCGGCAAGGACGAUGAGGAGCUCGUCGUGGCCGAGGAGUUUUCGCAGCUGAGCGUGGGUGAUGGCUACGGCGGCAUUCUCCCCGGAGCGGUAUGUUACAAAGCGGAGUUCAGCCCACCCUGGUCCGAGACGGCGCGCGCAAGAAACUACAACUCCAUGUGCGCCGAGCUGCCCGAAACCACGAAGAAAUACCGCGUCUCCGCGAAGCACGGCGCGACGAUGCGCAACGGCGUGUCCCUCAAGACGGAGCUCGCGCUGCAGGGCGCGCUCGGCCCCAUCAAGCAGGGCGAGAUCGUCCACGGCGACGACGAGGUCUGGAACGACCAGGGCGACCUCCGCGUCCACGUCAUCGUGCCGAACACGUCGCUGGGCUGCGGCUACGUGACGGGCUGGGUGUCGUUUAAGACGCUCACGCCCUUGAACGACGACGGGACGCCCCUCCCGCGGCCGACGUUCUGGACGCACGAGCUCACCGUGCGACUCCAGGAGAACUUCGAGUGGGGCUACCGCCAGGCGUCGGUGCAGACGUUGAUCCGAAAGAUCAAGCAGGACGUCGACGACAUGCGGGCCGAGAGCAAGAAGGCGGCCGAGGGCGGCGGCAAGGGCAAGAAGGUGCCGACGUUCCGCGAGUACGUCGACGCGCUCUGGAUGAAGGUGCGGGGCCCCGCGCUGGCGAAGUGCGGCAUGCCGGCGACGAUGAAGGGCCUCAACGAGCAGCAGGCCAUGGACCACUUCGCGUACGGCGAGGACGAGCGGACCUGGGGCAUCAUGGACGCGCACAACCGCAUCGUCCAGCUCAUGGCCGCCCAGGACCCGUCGAAGAUCGUCCCCGCGAAGGACAUGGUCGGCAAGCGCACGAUGCUCACGGCCAAGGUCAACGAGCAGGGCGACAUGCCCCCAUCCGACGUCCAUCGACUCCGCACGAUGGUCAACCUGAAGGCGCUCGUCGCCGGCGCCGCCGGCCUCGUCGGGAACCUCCUGCCGCCGCGGGGCGAGGCGGGCCGGCUGCGGCGCGCGCUCAAGGCCAAGGACCUCAACGAGACCUACAGGGCCGAGCUCUCCGCCGAGCUCGCCGUCGUCCUCUUCGCCUGCGCGCCGGGCGAGAACGUGACCGCGAAGGCCUUCGCCGAGGGGCGGAAGCACGCGGAGCUCGCCAUGGCCGGCGACCCCGAGUCCUGGGCCGCGUUUCGCGCCGAGCGCGCGCUGCACCUCGCGCUCGGCGACGCGGAGGAGAGCCUGCUCCCGUCGAGCCGGGUCCUCGACCGCGACGCGGACCGCGUGCGCGGCCUCACGGAGCACGCCCGCGCCAUGCUCGUCGCCGCCUGCUCCAACGCCUGCGCGGCGCGCUACCUCGAGAUGAAGCCCGAGGAGCAGUCGCGCGGCAUGGAGACCGCGUCCGCGCGCCGCGCGGCCGCGCUGUGGCGCGUCAUGGAGACGGGGCGCCUGCUGCGCAACGCGUCGGACGCGGACCCGGACGACGCCGACGCCGCGGCGGCGGCCGACGCCACGGCCCACUACGUCGAGCUCGACGCGUUCAAGGGGUCGACGACGAACGAGCUCAUCGACCUCGCCAAGUGCCGGCCCUACGUCGGCACGACCAUGGACGGCCGAGUCUGCCCCGCCGGGCGCAAGAAGAAGAAGAAGAAGGAGAUCAAGCCCGUCGUCAACUACAACGACAAGAAGAUCGGCCCGGGCGUCGCCGACCGGGACGACGAGUCCACGGAGAGCGGCAAGGAGCCGCCGCUGCUCGUCUGGGAGAACGCCUCGCUGACGCAGGAGGCCUACCCGACGCUCGUCAACUCGAGCGGUUUCGUGGAGAAGGGCGAGAUCAUGGCCGUGCUCGGCUCCCGCAGCGACACGGGCGCCUUCGUCGACCUGCUGAGCGGGCGGCCCGUCGCCGGCGAGGUCGCGGGCUACUUCGCGCUGGACGGGCGCACCGCGCGGCGCGAGAAGCUGCGCGACUCGUCGGCGACGGUGCCGUUCGGGAUGGAGCUGCCCGCGCACCUCACGGUGCUCGAGGCGUCCUUCUUUCUCCUGCGAUUGCGGGCCCCGGCGGACGUGGACAACUUCGAGGUCUCGGAGCGCUGCAAGUGGGCCCUCGAGGAGAUGGAGCUCGAGGAGUGCGGCCCGCUCUUCGUCGGCGGCCGCGUCGACGACGGCAACCUGCACGUGCGCGGGCUCACGGCGGACCAGCGGCGGCGCCUGGCCAUCGCGACGGCCAUCUCGACGAAGCCGCGGCUGUUGUACCUGGAAUACCCGACGUCGGGCCUCGACUGCAAGUCCGCGCUCGUGUUGAUGAACCUCGUCAGCGAGGUCGCUCUGACGGCGCUCCAGGGCAUGGCCGUCGUCGCGUCGCUCCACAAGCCGCGGCGCGGCGUCUGGCACCUCUUCGAGAGCUGCUACUUUUUGAGCGCGGGCCACGCCAUGUACUUCGGGCACGUCGACGGCGCGGUGGCCUGGUUCCAGUCCAUCGGCUACCUCGGCGGCGACGGCGCGGACGACGGCAACCCCUGCGACCUCAUCCUGGACCUGAUCACCAUCGACUGCGACAAGGACCCGCGGAGCUACGGCACGUCGACCAUGGUCUACCUCACGGACGUGGCCAACGCGAGCCGCGCGUUCCACAAGACGUGCGCGCCGACCGUCGCCGCCUUGGCGGCGAAGGCGCGGAGCGCGGGGCCGCCCAAGGACGACAUUUUGCCGCCGCCGAACCGCGCGUCGCUCCGCGUCACCUUCUCCGCCGUCGCGUCGCGCAUCCUGCGGUUCCACGUGCGCCACCCGGGCGCGCUCACCGCGCGCGCGACGCACGCGUGCAUCGCGGUCUGCAUCGGCGCGUUCCUCUUCGGCCACGACACGCCCGACGAUUUGCUGCCCUGGGACACGGUGUCCUACGCCGACCACGCGUCCACCAAGCUGUCCUACGAGCGCGUCACGUCCUACACGCACGCCUGCGUCGUCUGGGUCAUCACGAUCCUCAUGGCGGAGCUCAGCGCCGUCACCGUCACGUUCCACGACCGGCUCCGCGCGUCGCGCGACAUGGCCGACGGCUUGUACGGGCCCCGGGUCUACUUCGUCGCCGCGGCCGCCGUCGAGAUCCUGUCGGGCUUCGGGCUCUACUACCCCAUGUCGCUCCUCUUCGCCUGGGCGACGGGCCUCGAGCGCGUCUUCCACUUUGCGCGCGUCAUGGCGACGAUGGGCUGCUUCUUCAAGGUCGGCCUGCUGAGCGCCUGCUGCGUCGCGGCGCGCCUCGACCUCGCCGCCAACGCCGUCACGACGGCGGCGGUGGUCAGCGUCUGCUGCAGCAACGCGGUCAUCCGGCGCCGCGACCUGCCGCGCGCGUUCAAGUGGAUGCCCUACUUUAGCCUCCUGCGCCCGGCCCUGGCCAUGCUCGUGCGCGAGGAGCUCGGCAGCGACGUCGUCGCCUACCUGGGCCUCGGGGACCUGGGCCUGCGGCGCGGCGAGCGCACGAACGACUUCACGGACUCGGUCACGCUCCAGUUCUUCUGCUUCGCGGCGCUCGCGCCGGGCUACUACUGGCUCGCGCGGACGACGCCCCGGGGCCCGCACCGGCGGGGCUACGUCAAGGCCGGGCCGGGCCUCGCCGACGACGACGGCGGCGACGACGGCCGGGGCGCGCCGGACGACGACGAGGCGCCGCUCCCGACCGGCGGCCUCGGCGGCGAGACCGUGUCGCCGCGCGAGGUCCAGAUCGAGCGCAUCCUCGCGGCCUACGAGGCGGCGCUCCUGCGCCACGACGUCGGCUACGGCGAGAUCGAGGCGCUGCGCCUGCGCACGGGCGUCGUCCAGGACGAGAGCGAGGGCGUCGUGUCGCCCGCGCACACGACGCCGUUCGCGUCGCUGCCCAAGGUCGCCGCGCGCAAGAGCUCGACGCCCUACGACCCGCAGAAGACGACGCACCGGCGCAAGAUCUCGCGGCUCAUGAACCAGGCGGCGUCGAAGAGCGUCGACGACCACGUCCAGGCGCUCGCGGACUUUGCGCGGACGUACGCGCGGAGCGACCACCUGCCGGUGGAGGUGCGCUACCGCGAGGUCAACUACUACGCCAUGGUCGACACGACGCGGCCCAAGGUCGAGAACGUCGUCAACGUGACGCCCCUGGGCGUGCUCCUGUCGCGCAUGAUGCACGAGGGCGAGACGUCGAAGCACGUCGACAUCCUCAAGGGCGUGAGCGGCGCGAUCAGGCCGGGCACGCUGACCCUGGUGCUGGGCAAGCCCGGCGCGGGGAAGACGUCCUUCCUCAAGAUGCUCUGCGGCAUGCUCAAGUCGAGCGCGGCGCGCGACCUCACGUUCGAGGGCGACUGCUUCUACAACGGCGAGCCGCUCAGCGACCCCAAGGGGCGCUUCGUCCCCUCCAAGGUCGCGGCCUACAUCGACCAGAUCGACCUGCACAGCGCGUCCCUCACGGUCGAGGACACGCUCGAGUUCGCCUACGAGACCCUCGGCGCGGGCGAGGCGAGCGGCGGCGCGCGCGAGGACCUCGCCGCGAGCCUGCGGGGCGUCGACGCGACGGAGGUCAAGGACUUCAUCAAGUACCAGAAGGAGGGCAAGAUGAAGCUCCACACGGUGCUGGGCAUCCUCGGGCUCGCGCACGUCAAGGGCACGAUCGUCGGCAACGCGACGACGCGCGGCAUCAGCGGCGGCCAGCGGCGCCGCGUGUCCGUCGGCGAGAUUCUGAUGGGCAAGGCGCGGGUUUUGUGUGGGGACUCGAUAACGACCGGUCUGGACAGCCAGACGGCGCACGAGAUCGUCAAGGCCUUCAAGUGCUUCGCGCGGGACCUCAAGACGACGUGCGUGCUGUCGCUGCUCCAGCCGCCGCCCGAGGUCUUCCUCCAGUUCGACAGCGUGUGUCUCCUGGACGCGGGCCGCGUCAUCUACCACGGCCCGACGCAGGGCAUCUUGGACCACUUCGCGUCCAUCGGCUUCCGGCCGCCCGCGCGCAAGGACGCGGCGGACUUCCUCAUCGAGGUGAGCUCGCCCGCGGGCUACGCGUUCUACGAGGGCUACGCGACGCCGCCGGCGUCGGCCGACGCCUUCGCGGCGCUCUUCCGCCAGACGGAGUGGCACGCCCAGACCGUCGACGCCCUCGACUCGCCGAACGCGUACGCGCUCGGCGACGACCAGUGGCCCGCGUACUUCCGCAUCGAGUUCACGAAGCCGCUGGGCUGGUACGCCUACUGGAUUUUACGAAGGCGCGCCUUCGAGAUCGCCAAGGACACGACCUUCGUCAAGGUCAAGUGCUUCCAGGCGCUGGCCAUGGGGCUCGCGACGGGCCUGCUGUUCCGCGAUCUCGGCUACGAGGACUUCACGAGCAAGAUGGGCCUGCUCUUCGCCGUGCUGAUGUACCUGGGCGUCACGGGCCUCGCCUACAUGCCCGAGCUGCUGGAGCGGCGCGACGUCUUCUACAAGAUGCGCGACCAGUCCUUCUUUCCUACUUUAGCUUUCACGCUCGCGAACGUCGCCGUCGACCUGCCCAUCGCGGUCAUCGAGUCGGCGAUCUUCACGAACGUCGCCUACUGGUUCACGGGCCUGGGCUCCCAGGGCUACCCCCUCUUCUUCGCCAUCUGCCUCACGCUGUCCGUGUCCAUGGCGUCGAUCUUCGCGCUGAUCGCGUCCGUCGCGCCGAACGAGGACGUCGCGAACCCCAUGGCCGGCGCGUUGAUCGUCUGCUUCGUGCUCUUCUCCGGGUUCAUCGUCCAGCGGCCCAACAUCCCCUGGUUCUGGAAGUGGCUCUACUGGAUGUCGCCCAUCGCCCACGGCAUCCGCGCGGCCGCGAUCAACGAGUUCGGAAGCGAACGCUACGCGAGCUGCAAGUUCCAGACGGCCGUGGCGCCCUUCUGGUACUUCGACUGGGAGGCCUUCCGGUGGCGGCUCUACGCCGACGGCUGCGCCUUCGCCGACAGCGACGGCCACCUGUUCCUGAAGAUGUACGAGUUCCAGACGGACCGGGCGUGGAUCGGCGGCGCGUUCGUCGUCUUCGGCGCGUACUUCGCCGCGGGCAUGGUCUUCCAGACCGUCGCGCUGUCCGUCGUGCGCGUGGGCGCGGGACCGACGUCCGGCGACGGCGAGGAGCCCGAGCCCCUGGAGCGCCACCCGUCGCGCGUGCACAGCCUCAAGCCCGCGGAGGCGACGCCCGUCGACGACGUCGCGGAUCCGUUCCUGCUCCCGCCGGAGAAGGCGCCGCCGGCGCCGCUCCGGGUCGAGAGCGACGACGACUGCUCGCCGCGCCACGACGCGGCGCCGCCGGGCACGCCGCGGCGGCGCUACAGCGAGAAGAAGCUCGCGAAGACCGCGAGCCGGCGGAGCGAGCGGAAGCAGUCCGCGUUUUCCGCGGCGAACGCGGGCGACAUCGACGCGUCGGGCGACGUUCCCUACGAGCCCAUGUCCGUGGCCUUCCGCGACCUGCACUACUUCGUCGACGUGCCGUCGAAGAAGGGCGGCGGCCAGCCGGAGCACCUGGAACUGCUCGCGGGCGUCACGGGCUUCGCGACGCCGGGGACGAUGACGGCGCUCAUGGGCUCCUCCGGCGCGGGCAAGACGACGCUCUCGACCGGCAUGAUCACGGUCAACGGCCACGCGAAGAAGCAGGACACGUUCGCGCGCGUCUCCGGCUACGUCGAGCAGCUCGACGUGCACUCGCCGGGCCCCACCGUGGCCGAGGCCGUGGCGUUCUCCGCCGCGCUGCGCCUGAACCCGAGCGCCGACGAGAAGCGCAAGCCCUUUUGCGCGAACAUUCUGCGAAUUCUGGAAUUGGCGCCCAUCGCGGACAACCAGGUCGGCACGCUCGGCAAGCCCGGCGGUUUGAGCUUCGAGCAGCGCAAGCGCCUGACCAUCGCCGUCGAGCUCGCGGCGAACCCGGCCAUCUUCUUCUUGGACGAGCCGACGUCGGGUCUGGACAGCCGCGCGGCGCUGGUGGUCAUCCGCGCGGUGCGGCAGGUCGCGGUCACGGGCCGGAGCGUCAUCUGCACGGUGCACCAGCCGUCCUACGCCCUAUUCGCCCAGUUCGACCGCCUCCUCCUGCUCAAGAAGGGGGGCAUGGUCGUCUACUUUGGCGGGCUCGGCGAGGACAGCGGCGAUCUCGUCGCGUUCUUAUCCCAGACCGCGGCGUCGCUCGGCCCGCGGGGGCCGGACCUCGACCCGCUGCGGCCGGGCGCGAACCCGGCGACGUGGAUGCUCGGCGCCUGCACGGACGCCGUCGCCGAGGCCUACGCGGCGAGCGCUUUGCACGACGAGAACGUGCGGCUCUGCGAGACGUUGAUGCGGCCCGCGGAGGGGUCGCUGCCCGUGUCCUUCCCGACGAAGUACGCCGUGAACAUGAGCCGCCAGCGCGCGGUCCUCGUGCAGCGCAUGAUCAUCAACUACUGGAGGGGCCCCGCGUACAACCUGAGCCGGGGCGCCGUGAGCUUCCUCAUCUCGCUCCUCUUCGGCACGGUCUUCACGCAGGAGCGGCCCGACGCCAUCAACACGUUCACGGGCGGCCUCGGCAGGAUCGGUUUAUUGUACAUCAGCACGCUCUUCAUGGGCAUCAUCUUCUUCGUGUCCGCGGUGCCCCAGAUGAUGGAGGAGCGGAAGGCGUACUACCGGGAGAAGCAGUCGAAGAUGUACAGCACGCUGCCCUACACGGAGUCCUUCGGCGUCGCGGAGUUCCCCUACCUGCUCGGCUUCUCCCUGCUCCACACGGCGACGAUGUGGGUCAUGGUCGACUUCUACCCGGGCUGGGACAAAUACGCGUGGUACUUCGCGAUGUACUUCCUCUACGUGUCCGGCAUGACCUUCCUGGCCCAGUUCCUCGUGGCGGCCAUGCCGUCCCAGGAGGCGGCGACGAGCCUGGGCACGGCGUUCCUCUCCGUCUGCAGCAUCGUCGCGGGCUUCGCGAUCUCGCCGACGAAGAUCCCGUGGUACUUCAAGCCGCUCUACCACGUCGCGACGAUCCACUACGCGCUCGAGGGCAUGGUCGUCACCCAGUUCCACGACAGCCACGUGCGCAUCUCCGAUUUGCCGGGCUGGCCCACGGACAAGCGCUACUACGCGUCCCACUGGACGGAGUCGAAGUUCGGCGGCGCGUUCUGCUACUCGCACCGGUGGUUCGACGUCGCCGCGCUCGUCGCCUUCAUGAUCGUCUUCCGCAUCGGCACGCUCAUCUGCCUCGCGCGCGUCGAGUACACGACGAGGUAA